UUCUUUCUUUGUCGCAUAUCCAAUCGCAUUACCAUAAUCGCCAUACCAUCUAUCUAUCUACCUCCUAACCUUUCAAUUGACCGCGCCGGUCUGCGACAUAGCAACAAAAAAAUAAAAAAUAAAAAAUAAAAAGAAUAAUUACUAAUUGCUUCCUUUUCCCUCUUCUUGCAUCUAUCUCUCCGCCGUCACCAUCCAUCCUAUAAAGAAAUAGUCCGGACAAGACAGACACGAUGUCUCAUCCUCCCACGUCGCGGUCCAGAGCACCACCCGCCGGCAACGAGGAGGCUACUACCGUCCUCAGGCUGGGCGAGUUCCAGGACGUCGACACCCUGACGCUAUCCGAAGCAUCUCUCGUCAUCAACGCCCUGGUCGCCAAGCGACGCAACGACCGCAAGAAUGUCAACGAGACGGAGAUGUUGACAAAGACUAUCGAUUACCUGGAUACCUUCGCCCGCUUCAAGAAGAAGGAGAACGUCGAGGCCGUGGAGCGAUUGUUGAGCUCGCAUAAGGAGUUCCACAAGUUUGAGCGCGCGCAAUUAGGGUCGCUUUGCUGCGAGACGGCCGAGGAGGCCAAAUACUUAAUCCCCUCGAUCACCGAUAAGAUCUCCGACGAAGAGCUACAAGAGCUGCUCAACGAGAUCUACAAGCUGAUGCCGCGAUGAUACCGCUCCACAAACCCGUGAUGCUCUGGCACAGCAUCGUACCGUACCGUACCUCUUUCUUCUGUCUGUUCCUUAUAACCGAACAGAUCUACCGAAACCCGCAACAACCUCGACGCGAGGCAUAAUUCCAAGGCUGAGAAAGAAGCUGUGAUAAUGAUGGAUUCUAGAGCAACAACAAAGACCGAUCGAUUUCUUGUCAGUUGGGCGUUUUUUUUUUUUUUUU
Daldinia vernicosa is the source of this 885-nucleotide messenger RNA. RefSeq names its product HRDC-like protein. Gene Ontology annotation, molecular function: nucleotide binding; translation initiation factor binding. The record is from RefSeq and is a predicted model, not a curated record. Gene Ontology annotation, cellular component: RNA polymerase II, core complex; P-body. Bases 231 to 662 code for a protein of 143 amino acids. The transcript is spliced from 3 exons. Lineage: Eukaryota; Fungi; Ascomycota; Sordariomycetes; Xylariales; Hypoxylaceae. Gene Ontology annotation, biological process: mRNA export from nucleus in response to heat stress; transcription initiation at RNA polymerase II promoter; positive regulation of translational initiation.